CUCUCAGGUGCCAUUAGUGAUCUUCAAACGCGAAAAAGAGAUCUCUCGUCAAUUAGAAUUCGAGGGAAUAUGGGUUACCGAGCAACCGAAUGAAGAUAAUCUGCACGCGCACUGGGACAAAUUGGUUCUUUCGACGCCCAGCUUCCCGGCCAUGUAUUGGGAUAAAUUCGUGAAGAAAAAGGUGCUCAAUAAGUAUGCUGAACAAUACGAUGCAAACGAGAUACGCAAUCUACUUGGGAUGCAAGUAACUGAGGGCGAGCCGAGCGGGAAGGGAGGCAUGAAAGGUGAAAAGUCCAGUGGUAGUUCACGGCUAUCUUGGCUACGUCUGUAA
This is a messenger RNA of Protopolystoma xenopodis, 331 nucleotides long. The record is from the annotation of a GenBank genome assembly. NCBI's taxonomy places the organism in Eukaryota, Metazoa, Platyhelminthes, Monogenea, Polystomatidea, Polystomatidae.